AUGGCUAAAAAAUAUUCCAAUGAUGAUGAUAAUGAUUUCCAACAUAACCAACGUUUUUGCGACAUGGCUGGGGAACCUUGCCGAAUGUUAUUACCUAUUCAAGGUUAUGAAAAAAAACCUCUUGUCUCACUCGAAGAUGCAGUUGAACCAUUAGUUCAAUUCGUACCCGAUGUAAAGCGAAUGGCAUACGUAGCUAAAAUGAAAUGUGACAAUCCGCCUGCUGAUCAUCUUUCAAAAGAUGAAUCAGCUUCUAUCAUUCUUUAUUCAAUGGAAUGGGAGCCACAGGAAGAGUGUCUUUAUUAUGUAUUAAACGCAACUCUUCGUGCUGAAAAUCGGAAAAAAUUAGUUCCAUGGUUUCUUUACUUGAAAUUAAUUCUUACGGCUUUAUCAAAACUUCCACCAUUACAGCGUACUGUUUAUCGAGGAAUCAAAUCAGAUAUGCGCAAUUAUUAUAAGAAAGGAGAAACAGUUAUUUGGUGGGGAUUCAGUUCUUGCACAACAACUCAGGACGUUUUGGAGAAUGAUCAAUACUUGGGUUCGACAGGUACAAGAACUUUUUUUACCAUUGAAUGCAUCCAUGGUAAAGAUAUUCAACAACAUUCAUCAUUCAGAACUGAAGAUGAAGUUCUUCUUCUACCUGGUCGGCAAUUUAAAGUUGUUUCAUGUCUGAAUCAAUCCGGUGGUCUUUAUAUGAUACAACUUAGAGAAAUUGAACCACCAUAUUCUCUUCUUGAACCUGUGUCAACAGAUGCUUCAAAAACAUCGAAAACUGCUAUAGGAAAAGAAAUUCAAUCACCAUAUUCUCUGCUUAAACCUGUAUCAAAAGUUGUUCCAAAAAUAUCGAAAGCUAGUACAACCAAUCCUUCACCAAUUAUCGCACCGAUGGACAGGAUAUGCAAUGAAGCUAAUCCAACAAUAUUUAUGGCCACAAUAGAUGACAAUCUAUUCUUAGACAAACAAUGGCUUAAUCUUCAAUAUCAUACAGCUGAUAGAAUCAAGAAGCCUGCUGAACUUGAGCAUCAAAUGGAAUCUCCACCUGAAUUAGCUGAUGAAAAACAGCUGGAUCGUAUUAAAGGAUCUUUGAUUGGAAUGGCUUUAGGUGAUGCAGUUGGUGCGCAUGUCGAAUAUCGUCCUUACGAAUAUUUAGAACAAAAUCCAGUUAAAGAUCUCGUAGGAGGAGGUACAUGGGGUUUAAUAAAAGGGCAGUUCACGGAUGACACUUCGAUGGCUCUUUGUCUGGCUAUGUCAUUAUUGGCUCGUCAUGAUUUUGUACCAUAUGAUCAGUUAGUUCGUUAUAAAUGGUGGCAUCAAUAUGGAUAUAUGUCAUCGACUGGAAGUUGUUUUGAUAUUGAUGCAGCCACAAGCCAAUCCUUAGAAGAAUUUAGUAGACGUCAGAAAUCAUUUGCAAAAAACCAUAAAAUUCCUGUCGAAAGAUUGGACUUUCUCUCGGAUGCUAGGCUUCUUGAAGACUUUAAAGUAUAUUGUAGUCCAAAGGGUGUUGCAGGUAAUGGUGCUCUCAUGCGUCUAGCACCUGUUCCACUUUUUUUCUAUGGAAGUCCAGAGAUAGCUGUAGAACUUUCAGGUAUUAGUGGACAGAUUACUGACGGUGAUACGAAAGCUUAUGAUGCAUGUCGUUAUUAUGGAGCUCUGAUUUGUGCUGCUCUUAACGAUUAUGAGAAAAGUGACCUUCUUGACAAAGGUUUUUACAAAAAACAUAAGCAUUGGUUCGGCAACAUUUCACUUUGUGAUGAAAUUAAGAAAAUUGCCGAAGGAUCUUAUCAGAAAGAAGGUGGCUAUCAGGAUGGUAUACGAGGAAAAGGUUAUAUAGUUAAUGCUCUUGAAGCUGCUUUGUGGGCAUUUUGGUCGGAUGAGAACUCGUUUGAGAAAGGUGUACUUGCUGCUGUAAAUUUGGGAGAUGAUACCGAUACAACCGCUGCUAUUUAUGGUCAAUUAGCUGGUGCAUAUUAUGGAUAUAAAGAACUACCUAAGAAAUGGAUAAAACAUGUGUACGCAAAGCAGUUUAUCUUAAAUGUGAGUGAAUGGAUAGCAUAUGAAGGAAAGAAAUGGAGUGAAACGAAAAGAUCUAGUUCAAGUUAUUAG
This is a messenger RNA of Adineta steineri, 2100 nucleotides long. NCBI's taxonomy places the organism in Eukaryota, Metazoa, Rotifera, Eurotatoria, Adinetida, Adinetidae. The record is from the annotation of a GenBank genome assembly.